CACUCAUGUAGACACAUGUUGGAUGCGUGUGACAGUAAAGUUGGAUGAAUGAAUAUCCUUUCUCAUAACGUCUGCUUUUUGAUUGGCAAUAGUUUGUGAAUAUAUCUUACACGCGGGUACACGGACGAUGGCGAACACUCUGCAGUUUAAAACAAACUUUGCAGUGUCAAGCAAAAUCGAGCCAUUCUACAAAGGAGGAAAAGUACAGAUCAGCAAAGAUGAGAAACACAUAUUCUGCACAUGUGGGACGCGCAUCAAUGUACUGCAGAUUGUAACUGGGAAAAUUGUUCACUCCAUUGAACAGGAUGACCAAGAGGACAUUACCUCAUUUGCCUUGAGUCCAGAUGACGAGAUGCUCGUGACGGCCAGCCGGGCCCUGCUGCUGAAGCAGUGGGACUGGAAGCAGGGCCAGUGCACGCGCUCCUGGAGGGCCAUCCACAACGUCCCCGUGGCCAGCAUGGCCUUCGACUGCACAUCCACACUCCUUGCCACAGGUGGUUGCGACGGCACCAUUAAGCUGUGGGACGUGGUGAAACAGUACUGCACACACAACCUCAAGGGCUCCUCUGGAGUCGUACACCUGGUGGAGUUCCACCCAGACAUCAGUCUCCUGCAGCUCUUCUCCUCGUCAGCAGACUGUGUGAUCCGCAUCUGGGACCUGCGCACCAGCAAGGUCCUGUGUGUCCUGGAGAGCCACUUCAGCGCCGUCACCUCCCUGGCCUUCUCCCCCGACGGACUCACUCUAGUCAGCUCUGGAAGGGAUAAGAUCUGCACAGUAUGGGAUCUGGAGAAGAAGAAGGCGAAGAGGACUGUACCUGUUUACGAGACGGUGGAAGGGGUGGUUCUGCUGCCAGAGGGAGAGGAUUACUCCGACCUGGGAGUGAAGAACAAAGGAAUGCACUUCAUAACAGCUGGCAGUAAAGGUGUGUUGCGAGUGUGGGAGGCCAGCACGUCCAAGUGUGUGUACAGCCAGGCCCUGGUUGCCUGUGGUGAGGGUGGCGCUGACGAGGACGGGCACCCGCGCAGCAUCACCUACUGCCUGCCCAUGCCCCUCCACGGAGGCCUGGCCACCGUCACCGCAGAACACAACAUCCUGCUCUACCGCUUGCCACAGCUCACCACCCAGCAGCAGUUUGUAGGGUACAAUGACGACAUUCUGGAUGUGAAGUUCCUGGGCAAAGAGGACAGCCACAUUGUGGUGGCCACCAACAGUUCUCAGCUGAAGGUCUUUGAUCUGGCCACCAGCAGCUGCCAAAUCCUCUAUGGACACACAGACACUAUUUUGUCCCUGGAUGUGUUCAGAAGAGGCUUACUCUUUGUCAGCUGCGCAAAGGACAAAACGGUGAGGGUGUGGAAGAUGGAGCCGGAGACCGGAGUGGUGCACUGUGUGGCCCAGGGCAGCGGCCAUUCGGACGCAGUGGGCUCCAUCUGCUGCUCCAGGCUGAAGAAGGCCUUCCUGGUCUCUGGCAGUCAGGACAGCACGCUGAAGCUGUGGGAUCUGCCGGAAACCCUCCCCUCAGCCGACUCGGAGCCUGCUCGCCUCAGCGCACAGGUCACAGAGAAAGCACAUGACAAGGAUGUGAACAGUGUGUGCAUCUCCCCGAACGACAAGCUGCUGGCGUCCGGCUCCCAGGACCGCACGGCCAAGCUGUGGGCCCUGCCGGAGCUCUCCCUGCUGGGGGUGUUCCGGGGCCACAAGAGGGGCGUCUGGUGCGUCCAGUUCUCCCCCAUGGACCAGGUGCUGGCCACCUCCUCCGCAGACGGCACCAUCAAGGUCUGGGGCCUGCAGGACUUCAGCUGCCUCAAGACAUUUGAAGGCCAUGAUGCCUCUGUGCUGAAGUUGAUCUUCACCAGUCGGGGAACCCAGAUCCUGACAAGUGGCUCUGAUGGACUGGUGAAGCUGUGGACCAUUAAGACUAAUGAGUGUGUGAAGACGCUGGAUGCCCACCAGGACAAAGUCUGGGGUCUUCACGUCAGCAGCAAGGACAGCCAGAUGGUCACCGGCUCGGCAGACUCCAACAUCAUUAUCUGGAAGGACGUCACUGAGGAGGAACUGGCGGAGGAACAGGCCAAGGAGGAAAGUCAAAUCCUCAAGCAGCAGGAGCUGUCUAACCUGCUCCAUGAGAAGAAAUACCUGAAGGCCCUGGGUCUGGCCCUCUCUCUAGACCAGCCGCAUACUGUACUGCAGGUCAUCAAAGCUAUCCAACAGAGUGAAGAAAGUGAAGAGUUGCAGAAGACCAUCUUGAAAUUGCGUCAGGACCAAAAAGAGUCCCUGCUGCGGUUCUGCACGGUGUGGAACACCAACGCCCGUAACUGUCUGCACGCCCAGGCCGUGGUGCAGGUGCUGCUGACACACCUGAGCCCAGACGAGCUGCUGAGCUUCCAGGGAGCGCGCUCACACCUGGAGGCCCUCAUCCCUUACACCGAGAGGCACAUGCAGCGUAUUGGGCGCCUGCUGCAAGCCUCCAUGUUCUUGGACUACAUGUGGCAGAAGAUGAGACUCACUGGGGCCACCGUCAGCAGUGGGGCUCUGGAUGAAGAGAUGGACACCGGCUCCCUUCCUGGCUAUCAGCCUCUGUUCCUGAUGGACAAGACCCCAUCUGCAGAGCAGGAGCAUACAGGUGAAGCAGCAUCACCACCGUCGAAAGAGGAGGAGGAGGAGGAGGAGGAGCAGGAGGAGCACAAGCAGGAGAACCCUCAGGACAUUGGACAUGGAGAGGAGGAAGAGGAUGAGGGUGAUGGUGCCUCAAAUAAAGCCUCCACCCAUCCACACAAUGGUGUGAACGGCAAGAGCAGAGUGCAGGUGACUUACACAAUUGGCAGCUCAGAGGACGAUGCUGAUGAUGAUGAUGAUGACGAUGUCAAGAUGGAGGAGGAGGAGGAGGAGAAGAAAGUGAUCGUGUUGAGAAGAAAGGGUGUUGUGGUGAGCGAGGCGGCUACAGAAAGUGCAGAUGCAGUAACGGAAGGCGCGGAUGCACUGAGUUCAACAGAGCAGCCUGCGUACAUCCAGACGGAGGUCAGGUGAUGGCUGCCUGUGGAACGCAGCAUUCCAUACGUGUCACCAAUCAGAAGCCUCCCCUGACUUGCCCUCUCUGGGUCUAUUUGAAACUAGUACUUCCCAUGCUCUGCUUUUGCUUGUGGCCUUUUGCCCCCGCCUCCAUGGAGAAAACGAUAACGUUCUCCCGCUGUCUGCGUAGGCGGAGCGACUUUGUGGGCCCUUUCCCCAUUCAACGUCCCCAUUGCAAAGGAGAAAAUGACCUUUCAAUUGUGUUUUGUUGUGUUCUUGAUUAAAACUUCCACCAUCAAUGAUGUCUUGCCUCAAGUCACAAGGCCACAAGCCAAAAGGAGAGUAUGGGAGGUACUAGUUUGAGUUGGACCCUCUGUGUUGUGAUGGACUGGACGACGAAGCACUGUGCUAGUACACGCCAAACUAAGGAGUGUUUUAAACAUAGUUGUACCGUGCAAAGGCUUGCUGUCCAUUUAUGAGAUUCUGGGCAGAUGGAACUAUUCAGGAUUUGUUAUUUUUUUUAUUACUAUUAGUAUGUAUGUUUCACCGGAGUGUUAAUGAAAUGUCGCAUACAUUUUAUUUGACAAAACUAAAGGAUUUAUUUGAUUACUCUCAAAGUUUGUGAAGUGAUUGGGCAUCGAAGAUUGAUAUUUAUCCAGGAAAGACUGUGGGAAACAUGCCAGACAAUGUGUCCUCUGUUCUACAUUUUGUUUCCUUCAUACCAUUCUGCACGCGUCAUUACAAGCAGUCCGCUGUGCUGUAUAUCUGCAUUUGAGACAAAAGGAUCAUUGACGGACCUUUUAAUAGAUUAUUUCCUCCAAAGGCUUGAUAACGUCCGUUUUAAAAUGUGCCUCACUUAUUUUCACUUUCCCUUUUUCCCCCCUCUUGUCCUCUCAUCAAGGAAAUUCUCACACACAUUACACACGUUUGUGUAUGGUCUGACCUGGUUUGUGAUUGUAACUCAACUAAUGUCAAAACAAUUAAGUAAGACAGUGCAGGGGAAUGGAAGGUUAUUUUGCUAUUUUUGUCAAAUUAAUUAAUUUUUAAGAAAAUAUAUAAUGUGAACUGUA
Molecule: messenger RNA, 4077 nt
Organism: Engraulis encrasicolus (European anchovy)
Lineage: Eukaryota; Metazoa; Chordata; Actinopteri; Clupeiformes; Engraulidae
Gene: tbl3
Product: transducin beta like 3
Exons: 23
Coding region: 128-3025 (965 amino acids)
Biological process (GO): endonucleolytic cleavage in 5'-ETS of tricistronic rRNA transcript (SSU-rRNA, 5.8S rRNA, LSU-rRNA); endonucleolytic cleavage to generate mature 5'-end of SSU-rRNA from (SSU-rRNA, 5.8S rRNA, LSU-rRNA)
Cellular component (GO): 90S preribosome; small-subunit processome; nucleolus
Molecular function (GO): protein binding; U3 snoRNA binding
Source: RefSeq, a predicted model, not a curated record